Molecule: messenger RNA, 3832 nt
Organism: Girardinichthys multiradiatus
Lineage: Eukaryota; Metazoa; Chordata; Actinopteri; Cyprinodontiformes; Goodeidae
Gene: ncapg2
Product: non-SMC condensin II complex, subunit G2
Exons: 27
Coding region: 122-3532 (1136 amino acids)
Biological process (GO): mitotic sister chromatid segregation
Cellular component (GO): condensin complex; nucleus
Source: RefSeq, a predicted model, not a curated record
CAAUCUAUCCAAAUUUGCGCGGGUUAAAUGCUAUCAUUGUCGGCUGUCAUCUUCGUCCUGUUCCUGGCUGCAAAAACACAAACGAAAAGGUCACUUCGUAUCGCUUGGAUAUACCGGAAUAAUGUCCAAGCGAGAGGCGUUUUUAGAGGCAGCCUGCAAGGAAAAGGUCGUGGACUUUCUUCGCUUUAUUCAACUUCAUAAGGACAAAGCUGAGCCAUUUGAUGUCGAGGAGGUGCUGCAGGAGAUGCCCAGAGAGCAGAGGGAAGCUCUCUGGAGGCAGCUGGAGUCACUCCUCCAGGAGAUUCUGAUGGAGUUACCUCCAGACCACUGGGAGGAGGGGCAGAUGCAGCAGGAGUCGGCUCCAGAUCCUAAACAUGUCAUGGCGGUGGUGGACGCUGUGGCCCUGGUGGCUGCUGUGUCUGUAAAGGUUUUACAGGAUGGGGACACCUACAGCUCACUUUUAGAUAUCGCCCACAGACUUCACGGUGUUUUGGUGUCACUCCCAGUGUCAGAGGCGCCAUUGCAGCUCCACCUACAGACGCUCUUUGAAGCCUGGUGGAAGAUGGGACUGCUGGACAGGGAAAAGUUUGGUCGCACCGUUUUCCUAAUCUCUCUCCAGAAGUGCUUCAUCCUAAAGAAACCGGGCCCUGAGAUCCAGAGAGUGUGGAGUCUCCACGAUGUUCUUACGAGUCUGGACUACACAUCAGAAGACAAGCAGAUAACCGACUUACUGCUUCAGUGCUUUCACCGUCCUGCUCACAUUAAAAACGAUGAUGGGAAGCGAUUCCUGGUGUUCCUUUUCAGCUGGAAUGUCGAUUUUAUCUGGGUUAUCCAUGGCACCAUUAAAAACCAGCUGGAGUUUUAUCACAAGAGCAUGGCUACUCAUAUUGCAGAGAUCUACUUCAGAGCCUGGAAGAAGGCUAGUGGGGAGUUUCUGGAGAUGAUUGAGAGCUCAUGCAUUCAGGAUUUCAUGCAGAAUGCGAUUUUUCUUCAAAGAACAUCACCUGUUCACAGCAAAGUUAGACAGAUCGUGAGCUAUUUUCACUCGAGGAAAGGAUGCCACAGCGUGGACAAGAUGCUGUAUAACCUCUACCGGCCGAUUCUCUGGAAAUCUCUCAGUGUUCCUAACUUUGAGGUGCGCGCAAAUGCCACUUUGCUUUUCACCGAUGCCUUCCCAGUCCAUGACCCAGAUCUAAACACCAAAAAUGUGGACAUGAACAUUCAAAAGCAGCUGGACACAGCAAUGGGGCUCCUUGAUGACCCUCACCCCACCGUGCGCUCCAACGCCACCCUGGGGGUCUGUAAGAUCUUGGCAAAGUGCUGGGAGCUCCUCCCUCCAACCAUCAUCACAGAUUUCCUGAAGAAGCUGGUGAUGGAGCUGGCCGCUGACAGCAGCUCUCCUGAUGUUCGCUGCUCAGUCUUUAAGUGCCUGAAUAUUGUCCUGGACAACCCACUGAGCCAUCCCCUGCUGGAAAAACUGCUGCCAGCUCUCAAGUACAGCCUCCACGACACCUCGGAGAAAGUCCGCACAGCUUUCCUCGACCUGCUCAUCAAGGUUAAAGCAAUUCGUGCUGCCAAGUUCUGGGAUAUCUGCAGCAUGGACCACCUCCUAGCCCGCCUCGCCAUCGACUCCCUCUCGGUCUCCAAGCGCAUCGUCGACCUGCUCUUCAAGUCCUUCUUCCCCGUCAACGAACCGGAGAAGGAGUGGUGCUGCCGGUGCAUCACCCUCAUCCAGAUGAACCCCAUGGCUGCCAGGAAGUUCUACCAGUUUGCUCACAAACACACAGCCGCCACUAACAUCAUAAAGCUAAUGCUGGCUAUUCGUCGCAUUCUGAACAGCUGCAUCCAGGUUGACUUUGACGUGACGGAAAUAAACGACAGCAACAAGGAAAACAGCACACAGGGGGGGCCUGAGGUGCUGGCACAGGACAGGGCUGUUGUGUCCAGUCUGCUGGAAGUCGUGGUCAUCCUGUGGAGAAGUGUUGAGAAGGCGCUGAAACAAAAUGAAGAGGCGCACAAGUACACAGUUGCCAAGUUUGGAAAUGUUAUGGCCAAGUAUUUCCAGGCUUUUGAAGACGAGCGCUCCACUGUGCCUCUCAUACAGCUGGCCUCUUUUAUGCCCCCAGCUGCAGUUCCAACCUUUAGCUGUGGAGUCCUGUCCAGACUGAGGAGGAUGGACUCUGGAGCCACUCCAGCACAGUUCAGCCAGCUGCUGGACUGCAUCUGCAGUUGGGGCCAGGUGGAUGACAUCCUUGAACUGGUCUCUGACUGGCUCAGCAAGUCCGUUCCCAAGCAAGGGGACAUGGCCUCUAAAAGCAGAAAGGUGCAAAUCCAGGAGACGGUGAAGGCCGAACCAGACCUGGCUCUGGCGUAUCUGGAGUUCCUCUUCAGCCACACUUCCACACGGGAGAAAGUCCUGGGUCUCGGCGAGGGGCCUCUGAAGCAGCUCCAUACACUUUUAGGGAACUGGAAGUCGGUGCUCUACACUCACCUCAGCUCCUCCACAGAAGACCCAAACAGUCCCAAAGUGGAGACGGCGCUGAAAGCCUUGAUGUACCACGGUCGCCUCGGUGCACAUCUCCAACAUAACUCGACAGAAGGUCGGUUCUACCUGCUCUCCCUGGAACAUGUGGCAGCGUGGGUCGCAGACAGGGUUCUGCCCUUUCUGACUAAACGUAGGAGCGAUGACGGCGGGGAUUCAGGGAAGUCGCAGCAGCUCGCCACACAGAUAACAGAGAGCUUCCUGAUGGUAUGCCGUGAUGUUUUUCUCGUGGGUUUGGGGGACGAGACGUUCAAAGGCCAAAUCCUCCACCUGUGCUCACUCGUCCUCCUCUCAGAGGCAGGCUACCUGUGUAUCCCAGCAGUGCUACCAAUUUUAAAGGAGGUGGCGAACAGCGUUGUGCCUGAUGAUAACAACCAGGAUCAGGAGAUUCAUGGAGAAUCCACCUUGGUGAUUUUGGGUGUGGUGGCCAACAUCUUCCAGAAGAUCAUAGAGCUGUUGGCACGCUGCCUGAGGAAAGAACCAGAAGAGGGACAACUUCUGUGUCAGUCAGCCAUUCCCGGUCUGACGGACUUCCUCCAGGUGGCUCAAACCUGGGAAGCAGCACUUCUUAGCGGGGUAUACUCCACCGUGUUUGCCGCCAUCAUUGUGGAGAAGAGACAUUUGCUUCAGAAGCUUACCCUUCCUGAAGAGGUUUUAAUCCCUCAGUCAGUUGAUGAAAUGCCUCCCUUGUCCAACGUACUGCUAUCUGUCAUCCUCAAAUCACCCUUUAUCACAAGGUCAUUUUUGGCAGAGGUCUCUUCAUCUUUGGACUCGGACGCCCUCAGCAGUCUCACCGAGCUGGCGGCAGUUCUGCACGUCUUGGCGGUCAUUAAACAAACGGGGCAUUCCAAAGGGGGCAUAAAGAGCGCUGCGGUUUCUGUCCAGCAGCAUCUUGACAACCAUGCAGUCUGUUCUGUGGACAGCAGCGAAAUCCAGAGGGUUAUGUAUGAUUCUUCGGUGAAGACUUUGAAUGAGCUUCUGCAUUUCUAAUCUUCCAUUAAUUAAAAAAGAACGAUGAGUUUGGGUGAUGUUUUUUCUCACACUUACACUUCAGAUUUAUACUCUAUCAAAAUGUGGAGAACUUGCAUAAAAAAUCUCUCAUUUUACAUUUAUAAUGUUUGCAAAUGAACUUCAAAAUGUUGUCUGUAUUUUUUCCUUUACACCUUCCACUGCUGUCAUUUAUAUCUUCAUAUUUAAAACAUACUUUUUACGUAUCUGUAUUUGUCUUUAUAUAUCUGUUGGUUUGUCAGCCCGGUCUUUGAUUAGCAAUAAAACAAACAGGUCAUUGAA